AUGAAGGUAAUUUUGCCCGUGCUCGUCCCCCCUAACGCCAUACCUCCAUACACCCCUGCGUCCCCCCCACAUUCUUCUCCCACCCCCUUUCCCCACGCCCUUCCCUCACGCCCGUCCCGCACCCCACCUCUUCCCCGCACCCCCCCAGGGCGGCUGCUGUGGAGGGGUGAGGAGGGGUGGCAGUGCACUUUGGAGCUGCUGGCAGUGGCGGAGGGGGAGCUCAGGCUCUCUGCCCUACUGCCAUUCCCCAUACUCCGUCCAUACACCCCUGUUCUCAGUGCACAUUCCCUCUUCUCACGCCCUCCCCCGCCCCAACCCCGCAGGGCGGCUGCUGUGGAGGGGGGAGCAGCACAGCAGCUGAAGCUACAACAGUCGGUGCCACAACAGCAGCAGCAGCAGCAGCAGCAGCAGCAGCAGCAGCAGCAGCAGCAGCAGCAGCAGCAGCAGCAGCAGCAGCAGCAGCAGCAGCAGCAGCAGCAGCAGCAGCAGCAGCAGGGUCUCCUCGGCUCCACAUGGGUGUCUGCCCGCGCUCCUCACCGCAUUGUCGUUGGUGCCACCAACCACAACCUCCCGCUCCCCCCUGUGCCUUUUACACCAUAUCCUUCUUUUCCCCACAGCACCAGCACCGGCACCAGCACCACCACCAGCACCACCACUCCAUCAUCUCCCCCCUUCGCACCCUUCCCGCCUCCCCCUCCCGAUGAAAUCGCUGCAGCCUCGGCCACCCUUGUCACCUCCCUCACCUCUCUCCUCCCAGCUCUUUCCGCCUGGGAGAUAGUGCGCAGUGUGACAGGCAUAAGGGCUAUGCCCCCUCGCUCAUCCCUAGGCCGUGUGCCAGUGGCGGGACGAGUGGAAGGGGUGGUGCUAGGGGUGGUGGGGGGAGGGAGUGAGGGGAGGAAUGGGCACGGGGGGGAGGUGGAGAGGGGCGGUGCGUUGGGAGGGAGUGAGGGCGUGGGAGAGAAGGGCGUGGAGGAAGGUGGUGUUGCUGGCGCUGCUCCUGCUGCUCCUGCUGCCCCACAGGGCCCAUCGGUGUGGAUAGUGGGAGGCCUUGGGUCACGCGGUCUGAUAUACCAUGGGUGGGUGGCGAAGCACGCUGCUGCAGCAGCAGUGGAGGGAGAUGAGCAGCUGGUGCCAUCUGAACUGCUGUGGUGGAAGCAGCAGGGAGGAAAGAGCAAGGUGGAGGGAGGACGGGGAAGAGAGCCGAGGAGGAAUGAUGGUAGAAAGGGAGGAAGGGGAGGGAAAAGUGAGAGUGGGUGA
This is a messenger RNA of Closterium sp. Naga37s-1, 1257 nucleotides long. Lineage: Eukaryota; Viridiplantae; Streptophyta; Zygnematophyceae; Desmidiales; Closteriaceae. The record is from the annotation of a GenBank genome assembly.